This is a messenger RNA of Zychaea mexicana, 1331 nucleotides long. RefSeq lists its product as uncharacterized. Gene Ontology annotation, molecular function: protein binding. The coding region runs from base 292 to 1026 and encodes 244 amino acids. The transcript has a single exon. The record is from RefSeq and is a predicted model, not a curated record. Gene Ontology annotation, biological process: actin cortical patch localization; endocytosis. NCBI's taxonomy places the organism in Eukaryota, Fungi, Mucoromycota, Mucoromycetes, Mucorales, Lichtheimiaceae.
AAGGUUUAUUUGCAGGUAAAAAUAGAAACCAGCUUGUGCCUUUUCUUCAUGUGUGUGUUGGGUGGGAGCUGAGCGGUGGUGGUAAAUAAACAAAUAUUGACUAGUAGUGCCGUGUUUACAGGGUACUCGUUUGAAGGUUCCAAGAUAUCCGAACGCGUGAACACAAACGCGGCGUUUUACGGAAGAAGUAUUGGUGCACGAGAGAUUUUGACAGGUGGAGUGCCUCGACCUCCUCAAGCUCAGCGGUUGUACGAUAUUUUGGCAUCGCUUGGCGCAGGUCCGCGACCCGGCAUGCCCUUUGCUCCAAAGAAGGGUCCACCCUUGCCUGUACCACCAUCACAGCAACAACAGCAACAACAGCAACAACAACAACAACAACAACAGCAACUCCCUUCAUCGCCUUAUCAUUCCUCUUCACCUUACUCUCCACGAUACAAUAACAUUCCCGGAGUUGGUAACGGAGCAGCAGCAGCAGCAGCAGCAGCAACAGGUACAAACGACGCAUGGCGACGUUCUAGCUUUCAAAAGCCACCAGAAGGACAACAACAGCAGCAGCAGCAGCAGCAGCAUGUUUCCUUUGAUGAACCGCCACCUCCAUACGAACCUUCGAACAAUCCAAACAUGUAUGCAUCGACAGCGACCGGUGAUGUGAAACAAGGCGCAUCCACAUCCCCGUCAUCGUCAGGAGGUUACCAGCCAGAACCAGUAGCAGCAGCUGCAAGCGACAACAGUAGCAAUGCAGCAGCAACAGCGCCUGGGUACACUGCGUCACCAGGUUACGAGCAUUUUUACGCAAGCGAUACCAAAAAGAAUCCUUCUGGAUUCGAUCAACAGCAAGGAGAGUCCACGGUGGUGGUGGCAAAAUACAACUUUAGUGGCGAACAGCCGGGCGAUCUGACGUUUUCCGAGGGCGAUUAUAUCAUUGUGACUCAACGGAAAAUCGAUCGUCAAGCGUGGUGGGAAGGCGAGAUAGGGACCCGGAAAGGCAUGUUUCCUGCCAAUUAUACCGAAGACGUUUCAUCAUGAUUUUAAAGCAAAAUAAACGGAGUGAGGGGAGUUGUCUGUGGGCGUGGACACAAGAAGAUCAAGAAGAAGACAACGCUAUCUGAUGCAUAUAAGUGCGUGCGUGCUGUUACAUGUGUUGCGAAGAAGAAGAGGAAGAAGGUAACGGAAGAAAGGACAAGUAUCUAUUUUGGGCUGCUGUGAAAUAGCCACAUAUGUUAUUAACGCCGUAGCCAAUAUAAACACUUGAUUGCAAUGUGCUGCUGCUGCUGUUGUUUGGGCGUGUGGGCCACACAUCUUUUUAUUGUUUUGCACCCGAGUUGCUUUUC